Molecule: messenger RNA, 2516 nt
Organism: Cebus imitator (Panamanian white-faced capuchin)
Lineage: Eukaryota; Metazoa; Chordata; Mammalia; Primates; Cebidae
Gene: ABHD4
Product: abhydrolase domain containing 4, N-acyl phospholipase B
Exons: 7
Coding region: 179-1135 (318 amino acids)
Cellular component (GO): lipid droplet
Molecular function (GO): phosphatidylcholine lysophospholipase A1 activity
Source: RefSeq, a predicted model, not a curated record
UGAUGAUCUGGAGCAGCAGUGAGUUAAUCCUGUCCCUUUCUCUCUUUCUCUCUCUCUCUGGGCCAUGAUCCUGGGACUGUCUGUGGCUGAGGAACAGUGGUAGACACCUUCCCGCCCUUCCUUUUCCAGACCUCAAGGCUGGCUGAGUAGCUGGCUGCCAACGUGGCGCCCCACUUCCAUGUCUCAGCUGAAGAAUGUGGAAGCCAGGAUCCUCCAGUGUCUCCAGAAUAAGUUCCUGGCUAGAUAUGUGUCCCUCCCAAACCAGAAUAAGAUCUGGACGGUGACUGUGAGCCCCGAGCAAAAGGACCGCACCCCUCUGGUGAUGGUGCAUGGCUUUGGGGGCGGCGUGGGCCUCUGGAUCCUCAACAUGGACUCACUGAGUGCCCGCCGCACACUGCACACCUUCGAUCUGCUUGGCUUUGGACGAAGCUCAAGGCCAGCAUUCCCAAGAGACCCAGAGGGGGCUGAGGAUGAGUUUGUGACCUCGAUAGAGACAUGGCGGGAGACCAUGGGGAUCCCCAGCAUGAUCCUCCUGGGACACAGUUUGGGAGGAUUCCUGGCCACUUCUUACUCAAUCAAGUACCCUGAUAGAGUUAAACACCUCAUCCUGGUGGACCCAUGGGGGUUUCCCCUCCGACCAACUAACCCCAGUGAGGUCCCUGCACCCCCAACCUGGGUCAAAGCCGUGGCAUCUGUCCUAGGACGUUCCAAUCCAUUGGCUGUUCUUCGAGUAGCUGGGCCCUGGGGGCCUGGCCUGGUGCAGCGAUUCCGGCCGGACUUCAAACGGAAGUUUGCAGACUUCUUUGAAGAUGACACCAUAUCAGAGUAUAUCUACCACUGCAAUGCACAGAAUCCCAGUGGUGAGACAGCAUUCAAAGCCAUGAUGGAGUCCUUUGGCUGGGCCCGGCGCCCCAUGCUGGAGCGAAUUCACUUGAUUCGAAAAGAUGUGCCCAUCACCAUGAUCUAUGGGGCCAACACCUGGAUAGAUACCAGUACGGGAAAAAAGGUGAAGAUGCAGCGGCCGGAUUCCUAUGUCCGAGACUUGGAGAUUGAGGGUGCAUCUCACCACGUCUAUGCUGACCAGCCACAUAUCUUCAAUGCUGUGGUGGAGGAGAUCUGUGACUCAGUUGACUGAGCCAAUCUCUGAAGAGGAAGAGGAGAAAGCCAGAGUUGCUCCUGCCUCCCUGUCUGCUUACUCACCUACUCUGUCCUUUCCUCACCAACUAACAUGUGCCAGCCAGGCAGAGUCUUGGGCUGUUCCCGGAACAGGACCACAGUGAAAAGAACACUGCUGACCCCACGCUGAGAGCUGAAGGCAGAAGCCACAAGAGGCCUUGAGCGCCCCACCCUGGGGAAGAACAUAAAGGGUUACCAAUGCCACCCCAUCCACUCCUUGCCAAGUGUUACCCAGAUGGUGGAGGAUGUGAAGGGAUUGCACUGAGCCGCAUUCGGUCUCUCUGCGGCCUUUCUUCCUCUGGGCAAAAAGGGCUUCCAGUUGCCUUUCCUAGCUCUGCAGUGUUUGUGGGGAUAGGUUCUGUGCAAGAACACCUUCCUCCUCCAUCCCCCAUUUCCUCCUCCAUCCAGGGUCUGGUUAACUGCCAAGAGCAGGUCCUAGAGUUCCCUUCACCUGCAGAGCCCUUUCCAUGACCUAAAAGCUCCUUAUCCAAAGCCCUCAUUGACAGAAGUGGAAAUAGGCCAAGGCGGGACAUGGCUGGACCAUGGUUAUAUAGCUCUGUGUGAUACAAGUUCUGGCAGAGAUAAGGCGAGAGCCCAGGUUUGCCAACAUCCCGUUGCACACUUGAUUUGCUAAGGCUCGAGACAGGCACCAUUGCCAUGGGGCUGGUCCUGGUCACUGGCCAAGGAUAAGCCAGUCCCUGCCCCACUUUCUAGCCCCACUUUGCAGGGUGCUGUUGUCCUGCCUGUGUCAGCCCUGGCUGCCUAAACUAGGGACACUCAAGUGCUUCCUUCCUUGCCCCAUCUUCCUCCCAAAUAGAGGCCUCUGAGCCUCCCCUGUGCCUUGGGCCCUAAAGCCCCAAAUGUAGUAUAGAGCAAGGGUGGUUCCUGGUGGAGAAAAGUGGAAAGGCCCUUCACCCCCAGGGCCAUGUCUGGGUUCUCCAUGCCUAUCAGUCUCUGCAGUUUUUCUACCUGCCCCCAGAGCUGAGACCACCUGCAAGCCCCUGCCCAUGGUCCAGUGGGGAGCUUCCAGCUACCAGUUCCCUGUCCUCAUCAGCCACAGGGUGGUUCCCACUGCAUGACCCUGUAUCCCUACCAUCUGUCUCCAUGGUUUCCAGCUCAGUCCACCCCGACCGACCUGUCAGCCCUCUCCCAGGGAGCUUUUUCAGGGGUUCUGGGCAGUAGGCUGGGCCUGGCCUCGGAACCUUGCAGCUCCUGCCUGCUCCUUCACUUUCGUAAAACCAACCCUUUCACCAGAAUGGUAUUAACUCCUGGUGCUUUGUACUACUGGUCCAGCUGCCCUGGGCUUCUUUUCUAUAUUAAUAAAGAAAUGAGUAAAAACU